Messenger RNA from Brassicogethes aeneus, 1729 nucleotides. Lineage: Eukaryota; Metazoa; Arthropoda; Insecta; Coleoptera; Nitidulidae. The record is from the annotation of a GenBank genome assembly.
CUAACCUACAAAGCAAUAAAAAAUUGAAAACUUGUCGCUUUAAGGCAUUUUGUGUGAAAAUAAUGGGCUUAUUAUCAGAAAUAUCAUUAGAAUAAGCGAGUUAGAAUGGAGGGCGAGCAGGAUAAAGCAUCGUUUUGGAAGAAAAACACAAAAACUGUGCCUGGAAGACCGAGCCCUAAAAGAGAUGUUAAGAGUAUUGCCAAGGGUAAACCAGCUGGGGCCACGUCUUUUCAAGACUUUCAGGCUUCUGUAAGCGAUGCCUGGGACAUGGACGAUGAUGAUAUAUGUGUCAUAUCGGGACUGGAAAAUGCUAAAAUAUCGAAGAAAGUGUCACAGUCUGCCGCUUUAAACGUUUUGAAUACUCAUAGGAACACAACGACUGAAGAAAAUACUUGUAGCGAUACGAGUAGGAAAGCGCAAGUGAUUCAGGAAGUUGAGCAAGUUAGAAGUAGGAUACCUGGUAGGCCGCAGCAAUUAUUGAACCUGAACCCUCCGCAAGAAGAAGACACGCAGAUAAAGCUGGGCAGAUUUGAGGAGUUGCUGGUCAACUCUCCCACCUUACAAGACUUAUGUAAACUGAGUUGGUCCGGUAUACCCGUCAAGGUGCGAGCCAUAACAUGGCGAUUGCUGUCGGGAUACCUGCCGAUAAAUCUGGAGCGCAGGAAUGGUGUGUUGGAGCGGAAACGGCAGGAUUACUGGACUUUCGUGGACAAGUAUUAUUAUACCGAUCACGACGAGACCAACCGUGAUAUACAACAUCAAAUAAACAUCGAUGUGCCAAGAAUGAACCCUUCGAUACCGUUAUUUCAACAAAAGACUGUCCAAAUCAUGUUCGAAAGGAUUCUUUUCAUAUGGUCCAUUCGUCACCCCGCCUCCGGUUACGUGCAAGGCAUAAACGACUUGGUCACUCCAUUCUACGUAGUUUUUCUGCAAGAAUAUUUAUCCGACAACCAGCCUUUCGAAACCUUCCAAGUAGACGCGCUGGAUAAAGGGAAGCUGAACAUAAUCGAAGCCGACUCAUUUUGGUGCCUGACGAAAUUUUUGGACAGCAUCCAGGACAACUACGUGUUCGCGCAAAUCGGCAUACAAAAGAAGGUCUUGCAGCUGGAGGAGUUGAUUAAGAGGGUCGAUGAGACCUUACACAGACAUUUAAAGCAGCACAACGUCAGUUAUCUGCAAUUUUCGUUUCGUUGGCUGAACAAUUUGUUGACUCGCGAGCUUCCUCUCAGGUGCACCAUCAGACUGUGGGACACUUACCUAGCGGAAAACGAUUGUUUCGCCACGUUUCAGUUGUACGUGUGCGCGGCUUUUCUGCUGUUUUGGAAGGAGGAUUUGAUGCGCGAAAGGGAUUUUCAGGGGCUUUUGAUGCUGCUGCAAAAUCUGCCCACCCAGCAUUGGUCCAGCUCCCAAAUCAGCCUACUGGUAGCCGAGGCCUACAAACUGAAAGUUAUGUUUGCCGAUUCCCCGAACCAUCUGUUGAGUAACGCUGGUGAUAGUUGAGUUUUUUUGUUGAUGUACAUAAUGACUUCAAAUAUUUUUAUAUUAGCAUCUAAUGUGAUUUGAAAAGUUUUUAAAAUAUCACUUGUUAUACUGGAGUACAAAUGAUAUAAAAUUAUUGAAGGUCCCUUGAAUAUGACAAAUUUAAGUAUUUAAUAUUGAAAAUUAUCCAGUGAUCAUCCACAAGAUUAUUAUAUAAAUAAAUUUAAUGUAGAUUUGUUACUGAUUUAUA